Messenger RNA from Colletotrichum karsti, 3366 nucleotides. Its product is annotated as putative ribosome biogenesis protein Urb1. Gene Ontology annotation, cellular component: nucleolus. NCBI's taxonomy places the organism in Eukaryota, Fungi, Ascomycota, Sordariomycetes, Glomerellales, Glomerellaceae. Bases 1 to 3366 code for a protein of 1121 amino acids. The record is from RefSeq and is a predicted model, not a curated record. The transcript is spliced from 2 exons. Gene Ontology annotation, biological process: maturation of 5.8S rRNA from tricistronic rRNA transcript (SSU-rRNA, 5.8S rRNA, LSU-rRNA); maturation of LSU-rRNA from tricistronic rRNA transcript (SSU-rRNA, 5.8S rRNA, LSU-rRNA).
AUGCCCAAACGACCGUCGCGCGGUGGCCUCGAGGCCGAUGCCGCACGAAAGAGGCAGAAGGUCGUUCAUGAGGCUCCUACUUUCGAGGAGAUUCAUGCUGCGAGGCAGUUGCAGGGGCUUCUCACUUUCGAUCAGGACGUGAAGCGAGCGAGGCAUGGCAUCCAAUCCCUCAAAGUCUUCCUCGACGGCUUCAACACCCCCGAUGCCGACAACAAGGAGCGGUUCGCGCUUCUCCGAGAGUACCUCGACGCAGCGCGGCCCCGCGACACGAGCGAGGACGCAGUCCACCUGUCCGACGUGAUGGAGAUGUGGGCGUUCGGGGCGUCGGUCAACAACGAGGCCCUCAUGUCGGCGGUGCCCGCGGUGCUGGCGCUGCUGCUGCAGGUCGCGAGCCAGUCGCUGGAGCUGCUGCCGCGGGCGCUCGACGUCGCGCGGACGCUGCUGCAGGAGCGCCAGCUCAAGCUGAUCGCGCGGAACCUCUCGGCGCCCAAGGGCAGCGGGUACAUCAUCUCGCCGACGCUGCGGCUGCUGCGCGAGGUGGUGACGAUCGACGGCGGGACGCUGGCGAGGAGGGUGUUCCGCGCGCGGGACUCGGCGCUCGCGAGCUUCGCGAGGAACCUGGAGAUCCGGCACCUGGGGACCGAGGGCGUGGAGGACCCGUCGAAGCCGUCGGUGCGGACGAACGCGAUUAAGCUGUUCCUCAGCCUGCUCAAGUUCCUGCCCUCGGAGGCGAAGAAGGAGCUGUUGAUGAUGAAGGAGGUGUUUUCGCAUCUUACGUUCUUGCUGAAGGACGACCCGCCGUUCUUGAUCCUGGAGAUGCUGGAGGCGUUGAAGAAGCACGUGCUGCUCGACGAGAAACUGCCGCGCGAGGUCAAGUUUAGGACGUUUAAUACCAAGACGUUGGAUCGUUUGGCGGGGUUGUAUGCGUACAGGCAUGAUGUAGAGGGGGAAGAUAAGCCGUCCGUGAAGGAGAAGGUGCAUGAGUUUCUGGUGUAUACGUGCACGUCACCCGGAGCUGGCGUGCUGUAUCCUGGGACCGGGCUGUACCCCAAGGAGCUGGAGGACGACGCGGCGCAGGAUGUCAAGAGCUUGGACGACUUCGGUCUGGAGCGCGUUGCGUGGAUGGACAAGUACAAGGACGAGAUCGCCGUCGCGAACUUUGUGCUGUCCGAGUUCAUCCAGAAGCUGCGGCCGUGGUCGAGUUUAAAGCACAGCGAGCUCAUCGUCGCCAUCUUCCAGGCCGCGCCGGAACUGGUCGCGAGCUAUUUCAUCAACAACAAAUCCUUCUCGUUCGAGCCCAAGUUGUCCAUGACUUGGAUCGGGUACGCCGCAUUUCUAUUCAACACGGUACAACUACCUCUCGCAAAACACUUUGGCCCGGCAUCGGGAUACCGCCGUGUCCCACCGCCAACUUCGAUCCUCCUCGACAACGUCCUUCCGCUGCCGCUGAAGCAGCGCGACCUCGUCCGCUGCCUCUCGCACAAGUCGACGCUGGUCUCGUUCUUCGCGGUCCGCAUCCUCGUGCUCGCGCUGCAGAAGCUGGAGGCGGCGCUGAAGAUGCACCGCGAGGCCGCCGAGUCGUCCAAAUCGACCUGGGACACGGCGUCCCGCAAGCUCAUCGACGAGUUCUGCCAAAAGAUCCCGGACAUGAAGGAGGUCACGAAAUGCUACAAGGCCAUGGCGGAGGAGAACGUGCUGCAGAGGGAGGCCGCCAGCAGGCUGCUGCUGCUGUACUACGAGGUCAUCCCGCAGGUGGCGCUCCGGGCCAACUUCGACGUCUCGCCGUUCCUGGUCAACUCGCUCAACCGCCUCGACAGCAGGGGCGACGAGCCGCAGAACCAGGCGUUGGCGCUGAUGGAGCUGGAGAACCUGAUCGCGAUCGCUGGAUACUCGCCCGGUAUGAGGUGGUUUGCCAAGGCGGAGGGACUGGCGGCGUCGCCGUUCGUGGCGCUGCUCAAGCUGUACGUCGAGAACGCGCAGGGCAGGACGAAGUUGAAGGAGGUGCUGGAGUCGGUUGCCGUUCAGCAUCAGCUCGUGCUGCCGAGUACGGGGCUCGUCCCAUUCAUUCGGGCGGCGAAGGAUUUGACGAAGAGCAAGCCGAGGAAUAUUGACUUUAUUUGGGGGUACCUCGACAACUGCGCCGGCAGGUGUGCCGCGUCACCGCUCAAGUAUAUGGACCUGAUGCAGGAGAGCGUCCAGGAUGAGGUUUCUGCGAGUCUGAUCCUGGCCGCGAUGGUCGAGCAACUGCCUUUCGUUGCCGAGAAGACGACGGACAAGAAGGAGUUGGAGCUCCUGUCCAAGUUCCUUUCGCUUGUCUUGGGCUCUGCAAAGGCGAAGGGGGAGACUUCUGCGGUGGCUGAAGCGCUGGCGAAGAAGAUGACGGAGGUCCUCGCUGGGCGCGCACCGGCCGUGGUUCCGAAAGCGCAGAAGAACGUCGUCGACGACGUCGCGGAAGAGGAGGAUGCCACCGAGGACACUUCAAAAUCCGAACGACAGAAUGUGGAUGUCGGCGGCGAGCUGGACGAGUCCUCGCUCGAAGCCAUCCUCGACGUGCCCUUCGAGUCCGACAAAGACAACUCGGCGCUCCUCAAGUGGAACUCCAAGAGCGUGGAGGACCUCGUCGACGAAGGCCACGCCGCGGCGCUCAUCCGCCUCCUGUGGUCCGAGCACGCCAGCAUCCGCCAGGAAGCCCUGACCAACAUCAUGAAGAUGGCGGCCAAGUUCAAGGAGUCGUCGUACGAGGAGAAGGAGCAGAUCUGGCUCCUGCUCUCGGAACUGGUGGAGUCCUCCAGGCCGCUCGUGACCCGGGGGCCCGUCGCGUCCCCGCUGGUCGCCUUCGCCAUCGCCGCGCUCGAGGUGCUCAAGAACCCGCUGCACUGCCUCUACGCCAAGGUCAACACGUUCCUCACGCGCGGGCCGGUCUGGCAGCACGACAAGGUGCCGCUGGCGCACGACAUCCUGCACGGGGCGCCGUCGGACGACGACCGGUACUACACGGAGGUGAGCUGGCUGCUGGCGUACGUGCUGGACGGGCUGCGGGGCCCGGCGGACCUGGCGGUGCUGCACCAGAAGAAGUGGUUCGAGAAGAUCUUCGCGCUGGCGGGCAACCCGUACCUGCGGGCCAACCUGCGCAACCGCAUCCUGAGGAUCCUGUACCGGGCGACGCGGAUCGAGGGGGGCAGCACGACGCUGGCGACGCGGUUCGGGGUCGUGAGCUGGCUCGAUGCGCAGGAGGCGCGGUUCGUUGGGGACGAGGAGGUCAGGCGGGUGCUGAGGGCGCUGAGGAGGCGGGUCUGGGAGACUUGCGAUCGCGAGCGGGUUGGGGAGUGGAGUCGCGGCGGUGUGCCUCUGGCUUUGGAAGCUUGA